Molecule: messenger RNA, 1443 nt
Organism: Linnemannia hyalina
Lineage: Eukaryota; Fungi; Mortierellomycota; Mortierellomycetes; Mortierellales; Mortierellaceae
Source: the annotation of a GenBank genome assembly
AUGCCAUCACCAAUGUUCUACGUCGGAAGCGCAAUGGUCGCCGUCAUCGGUAUUGCCGCUUACCUCCCCAGACACAAGUACAUCGAUAAGCAUUACAGGAACCUUCAGGGCUAUCGCAGGACAUUUGCCGAUGUUGCUUAUCCAGGACCAGGAUCAAGUGGGAGAUGCACCUUCUCGGGUGCGCACAACUUUACCGCAGUUAUCAGAACCAAGACUCUCUUGGAGGGUAUUGAUGUUGUCCCCAACUUUGGCAUGGACAAGUGCCAACAUGUCGCUGGACCCUCGUUCUGUGAUGAUGUCCGUAUUCAACGCAGCUUGAACAUUGGAUUCCUUGCCUGCGACCCUUCGUUCCCUUACCGCAACUAUGCCGCCAGCAUCUUUGACGAGUCCAAGAUCAAGGAGGACGGUGCUCUUUGGGUCUACGACCUCAACAAGCGCGGAUCGCCUGCUGAAAAGUUGACGAUCAAGGGCUUCAAGGGUCCCUUCCACCCCAGUGGAGUCUCUUUCGCCCCUACUUCUGAGGAUGGCACUCCUGCCCGUGUUGUUGUCCUUGUGGUCAACCAUGUCCCUAACGAGAUCCCCCGUGUCGAGGUGCUCUACUACUACCCCGCCCGCAAGUCGCUCGUCUACAAGAAGACCAUCUCGAGUGAAUACUUCCAUGCGGCCAACAAGAUUGCCGCCUCUGGCGCCGCUUCGCACUUGAACGACGACACUCCUGCCUUCUUCGUCACCAACGACCAUGGAUAUAACCUCACCAACUGGAAGCGCGAAUACGAAGAGAAAUACAACCUCCCCGCCUCGUCUGUCGUCUUCUACCACCCUCGUGCCGACCGUGCCCAGGAGGUUGGCUGGCGCUUCCAGAUGCCCGGAGCCAUUGUUCCCGCAAAUCCUCCUAACUCAUACUGGUUGGCUCUCGGAAAGGGCGGUACCUUGGAGCGUUACCACUCGCACAUGGUCUCUGCCGAGCACCAGGAGCAGACCGUCCUCUCUGCCGACACCCGCGAGCCCAUCACCGUCUCCUGGCCCGGUAUGAUGAUGGAAGAGACGAUCCACACCGCUAAGGUUAACGUUGGUAUGGACUAUGAUGCGGCCACUAAGGGCUUCUACACGGUUUCGCACCCCCGCUGGAACGACUACCUCCAGCACGCCAAAGAAAAGUUCGAGGACAAGGAUGGCAAGCCUUCCGUCAAGGCUGGCUUUGUGAUCUCCAAGGGAACCGAGUACACUGUCCAGCAGGGUCAGGUCCGUCCCAAGCCCUUGAAAGAUGUUGAGUUUGACCCUUCAGAGUUCCCUCGCAGGUACAGGAAGAAGUUGUUCGUGGAGGAGGUUGUUUCCCAUGAUGGGUCUGAGUUUGGAGCACCUUCAGCUAUUGCUAAUACUGGCGACCGUGUCCUUGUCUCCAGCCAUUACGAUCACGGCUUCCUUGACUGCGACCUCUCGUAA